UCAGUCAGUUCACUCUACGUGGACUCACACACAUGAUUUAUUGUUGAUAUCUUAUUACAAGCCAUACAUGUACAUAUAUCGUCUGCUGAUUUUAGUAUGUAAACGAGCACUUACGCCAGAUCUGACUCCACUUGAUAAUGAAAUGAAAAGAGUCUGUCCUCCCGUAAGCACUGUAAGCACUGUGUAUCAAGAUGACCUUUCUUAACGACAAGAGAAUCCGCCAUUUUGAGAAACACUUGCCAGAGUUUACAAAGAAAGUCGACCCCAUUGAGCUCCUGCCUUAUCUUCACUGUCUGACUCAGUCAAGCAAGGAGGAAAUUGAAAGUAGACAGCAACACUGGAGCAGGAGCAAGGCCGCCAUAAAGAUGUAUGAACACCUUAUACGGAUGGAUAAUUGGUGGGAUCAGCUCCUAGCUGCCCUACGUAGUAACUGCCAACACCAUCUGGCUGACAAGCUGGAAGAAAUAGAUGAUGAAUGGUCAGUCCCACGCACCGACCGGAAGGUACGACCCAUUCAUGCUACCCGGAAACUACAAUCUGUCAGGUCAAGGAUUUGCACAGGUGACACAAAGUAUAAAGACCUUCCGGCCAGAGUUUCAUCCGUACUGAAGAUCAUGGACAGUCAGGACGUGGUUAAUAACUGGGAAGCUAUGGCUGCACACUUCAAGUAUACGAAUGACGAAGUAACCCGGAUGAAGUGUAAUCAGAACCAACCCUCCUGUACAAAGAAACUGUUGGAAGACUGGAGUCAACGUGAGGAUGCCACCCUCAAAAAUCUACUGAUGACUUUACAGGAACUCGAAAGGUUUGACCUUUUAGAACAAGUGCAAAGUAUCACUGGUUACUGCUUACCAGAGAUCAGGAAAGGUCAACUGGACUGUGAUGAACAUGGACGUGACAUACUUCUGCCCACAGAAAUGAUGUUCAGCGAAGCGAACAAAGAAACGUCAAUGAAAAUCAAUGAAAAUGCAAUGCCAUCUCAGGGUGAACAUGACUCACUAGUUUCCAGUUGUCAAUUUAACCCGAUGACCAGACAUAGUCAAACACAUGGGGACAUGAGUCUCUCUCCGUCUGAUGACCAGGUCGGACAACAAAACGAGCGUAACUUGUCACCAUUAUGUGACACUGAUAUACAGCCAUCUGUAUCCUUUGUUGGAAAGGACACGAGUGCAGUGGAUGAUUCAAAGACACCGGAUGAAGACAUCGCAACACAAGGAAUAUCAAUGAACAGACGGCCGAGUGAGGAAGGCCUGGAUCCUAUACAUACACCAGGGACGAGUAAUGUCUGUGGUCACAACAACAAUAACAACAACAAAAUCAACAACAACAGCAACACUGAUGAAUAUGACGCUUCACAUGGCUCAAAUGUCAAUACAUCGUCAUACCCUAAAACGAUGAAAGACAAAAUUAUAGAUCAAUUGCCGCUUGUUGGAAUAUCUGCUUUGGGCAUGGGCCUUAUCAUGGCCUUGGCUAAAAUCAAAUAAAACAUUAGUUGCAUUUGUAUAUCAACUCUCACUACAUCGUCAUUGUUUGUCAUGCAACACUACAGCAUUUAUUAGGAAUUAGGUUAUACGCAAGAGAGACGUUAUAAUUGUGGCAAGAAGUAAUGAAGAAAAUAAAAGCAUAUAGAACUCUAAAAUAUACUUUC
Messenger RNA from Mizuhopecten yessoensis (Yesso scallop), 1648 nucleotides. RefSeq lists its product as uncharacterized. Gene Ontology annotation, biological process: signal transduction. The coding region runs from base 192 to 1484 and encodes 430 amino acids. The record is from RefSeq and is a predicted model, not a curated record. Gene Ontology annotation, molecular function: protein binding. The transcript has 5 exons. Lineage: Eukaryota; Metazoa; Mollusca; Bivalvia; Pectinida; Pectinidae.